GGUCAGAGGUGACAGCCAAGAUGUCGGCUGGCGGUCGCUUUGAUCGGUGUCUGAGAGGCACGUCUCCGUGACAGGAGCUCGGCGAAAGCGGCUGAGGGGAGCCGAAUCGGGAGAGCGAAUUUGAGGCGGCGGCGGCACGGGCAGGGCCGGACCUGGGUGCCAAGGGAGCUCCGGGGAGCGCGGGGGAGCCGGGGAGUGUGCGGAUGCCCCGGUAAUGCCCCGCAGCGGUCGGUGAAGCCGAGAACCCAAGCUCUGCCGGAUCGCUUCAUGCCGCCGACUGGCUUAGAGCCCGCCAGAAUGAACAGGAAGAAAGGAGACAAGGGCUUCGAAAGCCCAAGGCCAUAUAAAUUAACCCAUCAGGUCGUCUGCAUCAACAACAUAAACUUCCAGAGAAAAUCUGUUGUGGGGUUUGUGGAACUGACUAUAUUUCCCACAGUUGCAAACUUGAAUAGAAUCAAGUUGAACAGCAAACAGUGUAGAAUAUACCGAGUAAGGAUCAAUGAUUUAGAAGCCGCUUUUAUUUAUAAUGAUCCAACCCUGGAAGUUUGUCAUAAUGAAUCAAAACAGAGAAAUCUCAAUUAUUUUUCCAACGCCUAUGCAGCUGCAGUUAGUGCUGUGGAUCCUGAUGCAGGAAAUGGAGAACUUUGUAUUAAGGUUCCGUCGGAGUUAUGGAAACAUGUUGAUGAAUUAAAGGUCUUGAAGAUACACAUCAAUUUUUCUUUGGAUCAGCCAAAAGGAGGUCUUCAUUUUGUGGUGCCCAGUGUAGAGGGAAGUAUGGCAGAGAGAGGUGCUCAUGUUUUCUCUUGUGGGUAUCAAAAUUCCACAAGAUUUUGGUUCCCAUGUGUUGAUUCAUACUCUGAACUAUGUACGUGGAAACUAGAAUUUACAGUGGAUGCUGCAAUGGUGGCUGUUUCCAAUGGAGAUUUGGUGGAGACAGUGUAUACCCAUGAUAUGAGGAAGAAGACCUUCCAUUACAUGCUUACUAUUCCAACAGCUGCAUCAAAUAUAUCCUUGGCCAUAGGACCUUUUGAAAUACUUGUAGAUCCAUAUAUGCAUGAGGUUACUCAUUUUUGUUUACCUCAACUUCUUCCAUUACUUAAACAUACUACAUCAUAUCUUCAUGAAGUUUUUGAAUUUUAUGAAGAAAUCCUUACAUGUCGAUAUCCAUACUCCUGUUUCAAGACUGUAUUCAUUGAUGAGGCUUAUGUUGAAGUGGCUGCUUAUGCUUCCAUGAGCAUUUUUAGCACAAACCUGUUACACAGUGCCAUGAUUAUAGAUGAGACACCUUUGACUAGAAGGUGUUUAGCUCAGUCCUUGGCUCAGCAGUUUUUCGGAUGUUUCAUAUCCAGAAUGUCUUGGUCUGAUGAAUGGGUGCUAAAGGGAAUUUCAGGCUAUAUUUAUGGACUUUGGAUGAAAAAAACUUUUGGCGUUAAUGAAUACCGCCAUUGGAUUAAAGAGGAGCUGGACAAAAUAGUGGCAUAUGAACUGAAAACUGGUGGAGUUUUACUACAUCCCAUAUUCGGUGGAGGAAAAGAGAAGGAUAAUCCGGCUUCCCAUCUACACUUUUCAAUAAAGCAUCCCCAUACACUCUCCUGGGAAUACUACACUAUGUUUCAGUGUAAAGCUCACCUUGUGAUGAGAUUGAUUGAAAAUAGGAUCAGUAUGGAAUUUAUGCUACAAGUUUUCAAUAAACUGCUAAGUUUGGCUAGUACUGCUUCAUCUCAGAAGUUCCAGUCACAUAUGUGGAGUCAGAUGUUGGUUUCCACAUCUGGGUUUUUGAAAUCCAUCUCAAAUGUCUCUGGCAAAGACAUUCAGCCUUUAAUAAAGCAGUGGGUAGACCAGAGUGGAGUGGUAAAAUUUUAUGGAAGUUUUGCAUUUAAUAGAAAACGAAAUGUUUUGGAAUUGGAAAUAAAACAAGAUUAUACAUCUCCUGGAACCCAGAAAUAUGUGGGACCACUUAAAGUGACAGUGCAGGAGUUAGAUGGAUCCUUCAAUCAUACAUUACAAAUCGAAGAAAACAGCCUAAAACAUGAUAUACCCUGCCAUUCCAAAAGCAGAAGGAAUAAAAAGAAAAAAAUUCCACUGAUGAAUGGGGAAGAAGUUGACAUGGAUCUUUCUGCAAUGGAUGCUGAUUCCCCUUUGCUGUGGAUAAGGAUAGACCCCGAUAUGUCAGUUCUGAGGAAAGUCGAAUUUGAGCAAGCCGAUUUUAUGUGGCAGUACCAGCUCCGCUAUGAGAGGGAUGUUGUUGCACAGCAGGAGUCCAUUUUGGCCUUGGAAAAGUUCCCCACUCCAGCAUCGCGGCUUGCGCUCACUGACAUACUAGAACAAGAGCAGUGUUUCUACCGAGUGAGAAUGUCAGCUUGCUUCUGCCUUGCCAAGAUUGCAAAUUCAAUGGUGAGCACAUGGACAGGACCACCAGCCAUGAAGUCACUCUUUACUAGAAUGUUUUGUUGUAAAACUUGUCCAAACAUUGUGAAAACAAACAACUUUAUGAGCUUUCAAAGUUAUUUUCUACAGAAGACUAUGCCAGUUGCAAUGGCUUUAUUGAGAGAUGUUCACAACCUUUGUCCCAAGGAAGUCUUAACAUUUAUUUUAGACUUAAUCAAGUACAAUGACAACAGAAAAAAUAAGUUUUCAGAUAACUAUUAUCGUGCCGAAAUGAUUGAUGCCCUUGCCAACUCUGUUACACCUGCAGUCAGUGUGAAUAAUGAAGUUCGGACUUUAGAUAACUUAAAUCCAGAUGUACGACUCAUUCUUGAAGAAAUUACCAGGUUUUUGAAUAUGGAAAAACUUCUUCCAAGUUACAGACAUACCAUCACUGUCAGUUGUUUGAGAGCCAUACGAGUGCUUCAGAAGAAUGGACAUGUGCCAAGUGAUCCAGCUCUUUUUAAAUCUUAUGCAGAAUAUGGCCACUUUGUGGACAUUAGGAUAGCAGCUUUGGAGGCAGUUGUUGAUUAUACUAAAGUGGACAGGAGUUAUGAAGAACUGCAGUGGCUGCUUAAUAUGAUUCAGAAUGACCCUGUACCCUAUGUAAGACAUAAGAUUCUAAACAUGUUGACUAGAAAUCCACCAUUUACUAAGAACAUGGAGUCUCCCUUAUGCAACGAAGCCCUGGUAGAUCAGCUUUGGAAGCUUAUGAACUCUGGUACUUCACAUGACUGGAGGUUACGGUGUGGUGCUGUGGACUUGUACUUCACACUUUUUGGCCUCAGUAGACCUUCGUGCUUACCCUUGCCAGAGCUUGGGUUGGUUCUUAAUCUGAAAGAGAAAAAAGCUGUCUUGAAUCCAACCAUAAUUCCAGAGGCCAUCACAGGCAACCAAGAAACUGCGAUUAAUCCAAGUAGUCACGCACAGCUAGUUGGAUUUCAGAACCCUGAAGAUGAUCACCUUGCCAAGGAAGCAUCAUGUAAUAUAUCAGCUCAUCAGCAGGGAGUGAAGAGGAAGGCUGAUACACCACUGGGGUCCCCACUAGAACCUGGUCAAAUACUGGAGAAGAAUGAGGAUAGCAGUAAAGUCAAACUCAAAAUCAGAUUUUCAAGUUCUCAAGAUGAGGAGGAGAUUGAUAUGGAUACUGUUCACGAUAGCCAGGCCUUCAUUUCCCAUCAUUUGAACAUGCUUGAAAGGCCAUCGACACCAGGGCUCUCUAAGCAUCGGCCAGCUAGCUCCCGGUCUGCUUUAAUACCCCAGCACUCACCAGGCUGUGAUGGCGCACCUGCCACAAAACCCCAAUGGAGUAUGGAACUUGCUCGGAAGGGAACAGGUAAAGAACAAUCGCCUUUGGAGAUGAGUAUGCAUCAAGUUGCGACAACUCCACUCUCACUGUUUUCUAAGGAAUCUACGUCCUCCAAACACAGUGACCACCAUCACCACCACCACCAUGAGCACAAGAAGAAGAAGAAGAAGCACAAACAUAAGCAUAAGCACAAGCACAAGCACGACGGUAAAGAAAAGGACAAGGAGCCUUUUGCUUUCUCCAGCCCCGCCAGCGGCAGGUCUGUGCGUUCUCCUUCUCUCUCAGACUGAGGGCUGAGCAGCCCGUUCCCUCAGCGUCCAGAGGAAGUAUGUCAGGAAAGCUGUGUCCUCUGUAGAGAGUGAUGAAAGGGGGAAACAAGUUGCCUCUCAGAAAUUCAGAAUCCAUUUAAGUUCUAAACAUUUGAUUUACGUUAUUUAUACAAUUGAGAUGUAAUUAGGAAAAUAUAUUUUAUAGCUCUAAAUGAACCAUUUCAUCCCACUUUCUCCUUAUAACUCUCUCUCUUUCUCUCUUACACACACACACACACACCCACCCACACACACCCCCACCCCCCCAAACCUCUGUUCAUAAAGACUCUCCAGCCCACUGGCAGUCCCCAGUCACAUCAUGGUCUCCGUGUGUACUGCCAAGGUCAAUUAUGUUUUAAAGCCUUUGAUGGAUGUUAUCAGGCAAAGUUACGUUUUAAACAGAAGCUACUGCCAAAUUGUUUUAAACAGAAGCUACUACUAUUUCCAGUGACAUAUUGUAUAACGCCAUUUGGAACUACUGAAAAUGACAGAGCCUUUUCUAUAGGAAUUGUCUCUCUAGUGCAUUUUUUUUUGUAUUAAACAUAGAAACUAAGCAUUAGAAUUUUAGAAUUUGUAAACAAGAAUACAUAUUUUCUUUUGCCCUAAAAUACUGAAAUUUUUGGAAGAAGCUUUUUUAAAAAAUCAAAUAACUUUUGGUAAUGCAUUCAGCGAUGACGACGUUGGAAUUUAAUAGAACUAUCAAAUCCACAGUUCUCAAAUCAAGAUGUUUAGAUUAUAAGGUUUUUUUCAUUAAGUAUAAGUUAAUAUGUUCAUAUGCUAAAUGUGGACAAUUUACACAGCCAACACAUUCUAAAAUUAUUUCUAUAUAACACAAAUUAUGGUACCUUAAAAAGGUGUUUACAUACUAUUUAUUAACUUGAACAUAGACAGUUUGGCCCUCAUGUGAGUAUACCAUAGCAUUUAAAAACAUGAAACAUUUUGGUGUCAUACUUCAAUAGUUUGUAUGUUUGUUAUUGUUUUUAUUUCUGAUUUACUGUGUGCUUUAUUGUUUGUUUAAAAAUGUUUUUCAUACCUGUUGUGUUUUUAUCAUUUUCCUUAUCAUUAGGAAGUUUGGAAGAUACUUCUUCCCAGAAUUGGUAUUUCAAAAGGAUCCAAUAAUGUUAGACUUUUAAAUAUACUUUUAUUUGCAUUUAACUUGUUUAAUAAAUCACUUUUUAAAUUGA
Messenger RNA from Pteropus alecto (black flying fox), 5225 nucleotides. It is a transcript of the gene TAF2, whose product is annotated as TATA-box binding protein associated factor 2. Bases 268 to 4023 code for a protein of 1251 amino acids. Gene Ontology annotation, cellular component: transcription factor TFIID complex. Gene Ontology annotation, molecular function: chromatin binding; RNA polymerase II general transcription initiation factor activity; transcription cis-regulatory region binding. Lineage: Eukaryota; Metazoa; Chordata; Mammalia; Chiroptera; Pteropodidae. The transcript has 27 exons. The record is from RefSeq and is a predicted model, not a curated record. Gene Ontology annotation, biological process: transcription initiation at RNA polymerase II promoter.